Messenger RNA from Papaver somniferum (opium poppy), 1322 nucleotides. Its product is annotated as soluble inorganic pyrophosphatase 6, chloroplastic-like. Gene Ontology annotation, molecular function: magnesium ion binding; inorganic diphosphate phosphatase activity. The record is from RefSeq and is a predicted model, not a curated record. Bases 276 to 1160 code for a protein of 294 amino acids. NCBI's taxonomy places the organism in Eukaryota, Viridiplantae, Streptophyta, Magnoliopsida, Ranunculales, Papaveraceae. The transcript has 6 exons. Gene Ontology annotation, biological process: phosphate-containing compound metabolic process. Gene Ontology annotation, cellular component: cytoplasm.
UAUUUUGCAGUUCUUACCAGUGCAGAAAACCACAAAAUAAAAAAAACGAAUUCGAAACAGAGAACAGACACAGCGGCUGUAAUAAAAUCAACCAAAAAGCACAGAAAUCAGCCAAUUUUUCACUUCCUGUCCUCGUUCACUUUUGGUAUCCCAAAAACUUUCGCGUGACUGACAGAAAACAUUCUGUACACUCCCAACAGUCUGAAGUUAGAGCAGAAGCAGACUUAGGAAGAUCAGGUUUUGGAUUUUGGGUAUUUUCUAGAAUAUCAAUCAAAAUGGCUACUGCUAGAGUUAUAGCUACUAGUAUGUUGCAUGAAUGCAACACUCACAGUGCUUUUUUUCUAAGACGAUCCUCUUUCAUCUUACCUAUUAAACAUCAAAAUAUCAAUUUCAGUAGAAGAGCUUCAUCCAAAAGAGCCUUUACUUGCAAAUCUGUUUACAAACCUGAAAUCCAGAUCAAACCAGAAGGUCAACCUGAAACCCUAGAUUACAGAGUCUUCUUCCAAGAUAAUUCUGGCAAAAAGCUUUCACCUUGGCAUGAUGUACCAUUGCAAUUGGGUGAUGGAGUGUUCAAUUCCAUCGUGGAAAUACCAAAAGAGACUAGUGCAAAGAUGGAAGUUGCGACUGAUGAGCCAUACACUCCCAUUAAACAGGAUACCAAGAAGGGGAAACUUAGAUUCUACCCCUUCAACAUCAAUUGGAACUAUGGAUUGCUCCCACAGACUUGGGAGGACCCAACAGUAGCUAAUUCAGAAGUUGACGGGGCAUUUGGAGAUAAUGAUCCAGUUGAAGUUGUUGAAAUUGGGGAUAGGCAAGGAAAAAUUGGCGAGAUUCUUAAAGUCAAGCCUUUAGGUGCUCUGGCUAUGAUCGACGAGGGAGAACUUGACUGGAAAAUUGUUGCUAUUUCGUUGGAUGACCCAAGAGCUUCACUCGUCAAUGAUGUUAGUGAUGUUGAGAAACAUUUCCCGGGCACUCUAACUGCUAUAAGAGAUUGGUUCAGAGACUACAAGAUCCCAGAUGGAAAGCCUGCCAAUAAGUUUGGACUUGGGAACAAAGCAGCCAACAAGGAUUAUGCUCUGAAGGUCAUAACUGAGACCAAUGAAGCUUGGGCUAAACUUGUCAAGAGAACCGUUCCUGCUGGAGAGCUCUCCCUUCUGUAAAUUUUGAUUUCUAAAAGUUUGAAGAUAAGAGGCACCAUUACCCACUUCCACCCCCUCUCCAUUAUUUUCUUUCUUGCAGAAUUCAAACAAGCUUCCUCCAAUUUUUUGGGCGUCUGAAUGAAUGAUAAUUUCUAAUUUAUUGAGCUUCAUUUUUCAGAGAUA